AUGGCGGCGAUAGUCAGCGCCCUGGUGGUCAUCGCGGCGGUGAUCCUGGGCUGGAUCACCAUCGAGAUCGCCUGCAAACCUUGUCUCGACAGCGGCCGCGCCGCCAUCGACCACGCCCUCGACCCCAGCUACGACCCCGACGACGACGCCGAGCGGGCCCUCCUCAAUGGCCCACACACACCACCGCCGCCGUGCGCCGCCACCUCUGCCUAG
Molecule: messenger RNA, 213 nt
Organism: Spirodela intermedia
Lineage: Eukaryota; Viridiplantae; Streptophyta; Magnoliopsida; Alismatales; Araceae
Source: the annotation of a GenBank genome assembly